AUGAUUGACAAAGGCAAUAUCGCACAAUAUACUAAUGUUGACCGAAAAAUUGUCCUUGCGCUAAAAGCCAGGGCAUCUUUAAUUCCUGAGAAUAUUAAGCAAAGUUGGUAUGAAAUGGCUGCAAAGUAUUUUCUGUAUUUUGAUCAUUGUGCUGGAUACUGGCCUUUUGAAGAAGUAUUAUGCCACAUAUUACAAGAGACAUUGUACAGCCCAAGAAGGAAGAUUUUGCUUAUUGAAGUGCAACCAUUAGCUGAAGACAAUACAAAAGACAAUGAUAAUGGUGUUCAGGUUGUCACUGAUGAAAUUGACAAAGAAAUAGCUUGUCCGCAAGCUUUAAAAAAGCGCAAUACCAAAAAUCUUCCCAAAAAACAUAAUCUGAGUAGGCACAUGAUGGUAUAA
Ambispora leptoticha is the source of this 399-nucleotide messenger RNA. The record is from the annotation of a GenBank genome assembly. NCBI's taxonomy places the organism in Eukaryota, Fungi, Glomeromycota, Glomeromycetes, Archaeosporales, Ambisporaceae.